AUGUCGAAAAAACCCAAACUUUUCGGUGACCCCUGGGGCGAACUCUCGCCCUCGUCUGCUUCAUCCGGCUCCCCAUCCUCCUCCUCUUCUGUGUCCGACUUCUCCGUGAGCCAAAAUGCCAUGGGAAUUAUAUCUCACCAUAACUCUGACAACGGUGAUGAGCGGUUCCUUGGGUUAUCUUUCGAAGUAUGGGUGCAAAUAUUCCGUUACGCAGGCAUCAUCUGCAAUAUUUCUCAUGCCGCGAUGAGAGCCACGAGCACCGAUACUGUGACAUGCGCCUUACAUCGUUCUUCCUUCUCACGACGACCCUGCGCCCACACUUCUUUCCUACCGAUGCUUGCAGUUUCAUCACAGGCUAGGCAAGUGACUCACAAAGCUAUUUUUCAAGAGUUUUCGCUUGCCUUCACUCUGCGCACUAUGGAAGAUUUGAUGGGGUUGAAACAAACCUUACGAGGAUUUGCGCGUAUGGCUCCACUGGAAUAUAGCCUCAAAAGAAUUAAAGUUGUCUUGAAAUCAUAUGACGGACGUCAACUCAAGGGUACGCACAAGAGAAAGCCCGCCCUUAAUCUCUACAAGAGCUUUUGUGACUAUGUUGGAGAAAAGCUACAAGGCACUCUCAAACACUACGUUUUUGAAUGUCGUGUCGCUGAUGAAAUGGUGACACGCGAGAUUGUUGAUAAAAUGAGAAACAAUUUCCAGAUGCUUGACUCCUGCGCAUUUCGCUUCGAAUACUCCGGCCCAGGCUCCAUCUUAGAAAUUGCAGGGGACGCCGCCGCGAAAACGAUUAUACCCAAAGAGCACACUUCACAACCAUUCCGGUUUAUGGACUUGCCAAAUGAAAUCAAAGAGAUGAUUUUGAAGGAAGUCUUGGUCAAUCGUUGGGAUUCAAUGCGACUAAGUGAGGAGGCUAAAAACGGAUACAUCUAUCUGCCGAGAAUUAUUUACUUCCCACAGCUCUUCGGCCCUUCGCAUAAAAUGUCAUGCUGCUCGGAUUGCUCAGCUCAUUUUGCCAGAGGUUGCUCUUGUGUCUCUAGAUCGUCGUACUCAACCACCUGUGCUUGCUUCACUUCACCAGUCCCGAUAUUCUUGACCAGCAAGUUCAUGUACAGCAUGGCUAGCUAUGUCUUUUUUACUCGAAACACUUUUGCCUUUGACGGCCAUCCAUAUAAAACAAUUUCUAUCAUAUCAAAAAUUCCACAGAAGCAUGUACAACUCAUUCGACGCAUCGUUAUGUACAUCAAACCAACCUGUGCUAGGGAUGGAUAUGUUCACAUCGCCAACUUUAUGUGCAAAAAGUUCGACCUAACGCGCCUCACACUCAACAUAGAACAUGAUCAUUUUUCUAAGGACUAUGGUUCUUCUAAGAUGCUCGUUGACCGGUUCAAAAUACUCAUUGCUCGGCUCAAAGAAGCCAACACAAAGCGCGAAGACGCAAACGCUAAGGAAAAUCUAGCACCAUAA
Messenger RNA from Talaromyces rugulosus, 1461 nucleotides. RefSeq lists its product as uncharacterized. Bases 1 to 1461 code for a protein of 486 amino acids. Lineage: Eukaryota; Fungi; Ascomycota; Eurotiomycetes; Eurotiales; Trichocomaceae. The record is from RefSeq and is a predicted model, not a curated record. The transcript has 2 exons.